Molecule: messenger RNA, 2358 nt
Organism: Manduca sexta (tobacco hornworm)
Lineage: Eukaryota; Metazoa; Arthropoda; Insecta; Lepidoptera; Sphingidae
Product: lachesin
Exons: 11
Coding region: 153-1454 (433 amino acids)
Cellular component (GO): neuron projection
Source: RefSeq, a predicted model, not a curated record
GUGGCGGCGCCCCGCGGCAGUGGCUUCGUGGCCCUGCCCAGAAUGGGACGCACCAACGCCGUCGGACCGCUCCGUGUCUCACGCGUCUUACAACACAGGUGAACCACGCGACAAUACAAAACAACGGACAUUCAUCUCAUGUGAUCGCAAAAAUGACUCCUUUUGUACAUUUAUAUUGUGUUGUGUGGGUAGCAUUAUUGACUGGCUGCUGCACCACGACAGGUCGAGAAUUGCCUACAGGGCAAAAUGUUGUUUCCGUGGCGCCUAUAGAAGUCCCUGACGAGUCGAUGUAUCCGAGAUUCGCGGAACCGAUACCAAAUGUGACGGUCACCGUAGGCCGAGACGCUUUACUGGCGUGUGUUGUGGAUAAUUUAAGAGGAUUCAAGGUGGCAUGGGUUCGUAUGGACACACAGACCAUUCUGAGCAUCCAUCAUAACAUAAUAACACAGAACCCUCGCAUCAGCCUCUCAUACAAUGACCACCGCUCGUGGUACCUUCAUAUCAAAAGCGUGCAGGAGGUUGAUCGUGGAUGGUACAUGUGUCAAGUCAAUACCGACCCUAUGCGGUCAAGAAAAGGUUAUCUUCAAGUUGUAGUGCCACCAUCAAUCAUCGAUAACAUGACGUCAACGGAUAUGGUGGUGCGGGAAGGUUCCGAUGUGACCUUAGUGUGUCGGGCGUCGGGGUAUCCUGAGCCUUACGUCAUGUGGAGGAGGGAAGACGGACAAGAUUUCAAUUACAACGGGGAGUCAGUUAGCGUGGUAGACGGUGAGACUUUGACAAUAACAAAGGUGUCUCGAUUACACAUGGGAGCGUACCUGUGCAUAGCAUCUAAUGGAGUGCCGCCAUCGAUUAGUAAGCGGAUCAUGCUCAUGGUACAAUUUCCACCAAUGCUGUCCAUUCCGAAUCAACUAGAAGGGGCUUAUAUUGGUCAAGAUGUGACCUUGGAAUGCCACACAGAAGCGUAUCCGUCCUCAAUCAACUAUUGGACCACAGAUCGAGGGGACAUGAUCAUUUCCGAAAUGGAAAUUGUAGGUGGAAAGUAUGAAGCGUUCCCGAUGGACAGCGGUUACAAUAAAUUCAUGAUGUUGAAGAUACGGAACAUUACCAAAGAUGAUUUCGGCUUCUAUAAGUGCAUCGCGAAGAACUCCCUCGGCGAAACCGACGGCAUCAUUAAACUUGAUGAAAUACCAGCUCCACCUUCGGCUUUUACGACAACACAAAAAACUGUUCUCGAUAAUCAAACAAUCAGAAAAAAAGGGCAAACACAAUUAGCACAAACCGAUGACGCAAUCAGUUCCAAUUUUCAAGGCGAAGCGUAUGGUGAGCAAAUAAGGGAGUUUGAUUUUGACGACGAAGAUAACUCAGCCGCUUCUCUAAGAUUAAACAGUGAGAUACUUUUAAUAAUACUAAGUAUUGUUAUAAAAGACAUACCUUGCUUUUUUCAUAAUCAAUGAAAAUAAAGAUUUUUUACUUAUUUUAACUGGGCUGAGUAGACAAUAACAUAUUGCAGAACUGUUUUAACAAUCAUGACUUUAAAUACAUAUUUGUAAUAUUGAUAAAUGAAAUAUCCUUGACGAUAUACACUCUAGAUGUCGCGUCGCCUGAUUUUGUUGGUGUGACUACAGAAUAUUAUGUUUUGUAUGAAUGAUUUUAUUUUCUUUAAAUAAGAUUAAAUUGUAUUAUGACAUACGAUCACUUUUUUAUUAAAUAAUUUAAAAGGCAAUAAUUGGAAUGCAAAAAUAAUACUGCACAAUACUAUUCACAGCUAAUAGCUGUUAGCGACUAUCGUUUUUCGGCGGCGACCUUUAUCUAGAUUUGUAUACAAUCAUGGAAAAUAAUAUACAUGAAUUUUAAUAAUUUCGUUUUAAUUCGGUCGUCGCGUCGGCCUGUAGUAAGAAAUGAUGUAGACAUUUAAUUUUACUUGAGUUUACUUUUAAUUUAGAGAUUUUCGGGUUCGUUUAAUUUUGAUACAAUGUUUGUACACAAAUUUUGUACUGCAUCGAUUUUAUAAAAAAAUGUCUAAUUAGAAACUUCUAGAUAUUAUAGGCUGUCCAAACUUGUGCGUAGAUGAUAUAUCAUUUGUAAAGAAACAACUCUUACUCAAUUAUUAAUAACCCUAUCGUGCUCUUGUAGAUAUAACCGGGAUGAGAUUUACUUUUCUGUCUCUCUGUAAAGCUUCUGUCAAAUUAACGUUAUGUAAAUAUUAUUUAUGUGUUAAGCUUAUUUGCUGUCUUGUAUUAUAGAAGAAACUUGUAUCUAUAGGAGAAUAAAGGUUUAUUUUUAUUUACACAUUUUCUAAAAACGAAACUGCCAAAUCAAUGUGUACAUUACAGAAAUAAAGAAAGCUUAAACCGUAAA